This is a messenger RNA of Mobula hypostoma (lesser devil ray), 8514 nucleotides long. Its product is annotated as N-acetyllactosaminide beta-1,6-N-acetylglucosaminyl-transferase-like. The transcript has 3 exons. Bases 177 to 1487 code for a protein of 436 amino acids. NCBI's taxonomy places the organism in Eukaryota, Metazoa, Chordata, Chondrichthyes, Myliobatiformes, Myliobatidae. Gene Ontology annotation, molecular function: acetylglucosaminyltransferase activity. The record is from RefSeq and is a predicted model, not a curated record. Gene Ontology annotation, cellular component: membrane.
UCAGGGCUGGCGGAGGGCAAUGUUAUGAGGGUGGAGCCGAAAUAAGAGAAGAACCGGGCAGCCAAUGCCAUGGACGGGAGGCUGGCCCUAAUCCGUGACACGCCGCUGGCUGGCUUGUCUCGCUCGAAAUCUGAGGCGGAUGGCUGCGCCGGGACUCUGAGGCGCCACGGACGCCAAUGAAUCCGGCCAAACUGAGCGUCCUGUUUUGCGCGGCCGUUAGCAUUCUCGUCUGCGUGUGCAUUUAUCUGGUGACCAAGACCAAAACGCCGGUGGCUCGGGGCUGGAGCUUCGAUUGCGCCCAGUGCGGCGACUAUCCGGACGAGCUGUGCUCGGCGCUUUUCGAUGGCAAGUCAGUCGCCGCUGUACUAGGAGCGCAGUGCGAACAAGUACACCGGCAGCGGCCCGGACUCGCAGCCGGCCUGCCCGUUAACUGCUCCCGGCUGCUAGUUGACUACUCCUACAUCACUAAACCCCUGUCUCAAGAGGAGGCGGAUUUCCCCUUGGCCUAUAUUUUGGUGGUGCACAAGAACCUGGAGACCUUGGAAUGGCUCUUCCGAGCCAUCUAUAUGCCCCAGAACGUCUACUGCAUUCAUGUCGACCAGAAGACGCCGGUCGAGUUCAGACAAGCGGUGGAGGGGCUGGCUGCCUGCUUCGAUAACGUGUUCCUGGCGUCCAGGGCUGAGAACGUGGUGUACGGCGGGUUCUCGCGUCUCCAGGCCGACCUCAAUUGUAUGCAAGACCUGGUCUCCUCCAGCGUCCCGUGGAAGUACGCGCUGAACUUGUGCGGCCAGGAUUUCCCGCUAAAGAGCAACCGGGAGCUGGUGCAGCACCUGAAGCAGCGUUGGAAGGAUAAGAACAUCACCCCGGGCAUCCCGCAGCCCGAUCACAUCAAACAGAGGACCACGCAUGUCCAUCGCGAGGUCAUCUCCCAGUCCGAGUCGUACAUGGUGAAGACAUCGAGGACAAAAACUGGGAGCGUGCCCCACGGGCUGAAACUGUACUUUGGUUCGGCUUAUUACGCUGUCACCAGGGAGUUUGUGAACUUCGUACUGAAGGAUGAGCGGGCUAAGGAUUUGCUACAGUGGUCGAGGGAUACCUACAGCCCCGACGAGCAUUACUGGGUCACUUUAAAUCGCAUCUCAGAUGCACCAGGUGCAGAUCCCAAUGCUGAAUGGGAAGGCAGCAUACGAUCGAUUAAAUGGCUGGACCAGGCUAAAGUAGCUCACAAGGGCUGUAAAGGUCACUAUGUUCGUGGCAUCUGUGUGUAUGGGUUGGGAGACCUGGAGUGGCUGGUUCAAAGUGAAGGCUUAUUUGCAAACAAAUUUGAAGCUGACAACCACCCCCUGGUGGCACAGUGUAUGGAGCGGUGGUUAAGACGAAAAACAUUAUCUCGGUCUGAAGUACCUAUUCAACAAGAAUGGCAUAUUCAAAACAACAAGUGUUUCUUUGACAUUGAAGGCAACAACUGCAGUACCACUUCAAUGUGAUCUGGAGAUCCUUGACAAUCUAACAAUUAAAAUAGCGUUCAUUUAUCUUAAAAUAUGUAACUACCUAUCCAUCAGUUAAGUAGUUUCUCAUCUACAUUUACAUUUCCUUUACCGAAUGUAUGUAAUCACUUGGUCUUUGUAUUUUAUUGGAAGUUUUAUAUUUAUCCCCAAUUUUUUUUCAGUUGCUUUGCUGAAAUAAGGAAUAGCUGCCCAGCUGACCCACGUGCUGCUAUGUAAUCGCUUACUUUAAAAACAUGUUGAGGAGAAGCAACCUGCAGUUUUCGCUCUUUUCCUCUCUAAGUUAUGAGAUUCUUCAUGUUUAUCAUAAUGAAAGUUGUGAAUUUGUGUAAAUAGGUAACUUGACAUAUUUUAUUAGUAGAAAUCAGGGCUUUUUUUUUAAAUGAAAUUCUACUAGUUACUGAGACUAAAGGAUCUGAUUUUAAGCCUCUUCCAAAUGUUUAUGAAUGUGCUGACUGUUAAGUGUUUGUAGGGAUUGAGAAAAUCAGAGCUAAUAUUGAUUAAAAGUAAACAUUACGGGUAAAGAGUGCAUACAUUAACAUAUCUUAAAUAGCACCAUUUAACAUUGGUAACGCGAGGCUGUUCACAGAAGAAUAAUUGAAAAUAGGUAUUGAGCCAGGGAUGAGUAAAUUACAUAACGUAGGUUUAGUCAGAAAUGGGUUUUCAGAUUGGUCUCAAACAUCGAGCAAAAAGGUGGAGAUUUAAAUCUGGUGCAAAUGUAGAUAGUUGAAGCCCUAAACCAUCAGUGAGGCAAAGGAAGUGUGAGAGGCAGAGUAAGGUAGAGCAGGAGGGACAUAGAUUUAUGUAAAUGAAUUGGGACUGCAUGAGAGGAUAUUUCUGAGAUUUAGAAGUGGGGGAAGCUAAGAAUGGAUUUUAAAUCAAGAGGCGGACUGGAAGUUAGUGUAGAUUACAAAGGACCAAAGAAACGAGUGAGCAGAAUGUAAUGCAGGAUCAGAUUGAGACAGUAAAGUUUUUGGAUAUUUCUGAAAUUUUAAAAAGUGCAAAUGUGCUGCAGAAAACAUAGAUGAAUUUUCUUGUCAAUACAGUGUUGAAAGUAAUGUUGAGUAAAUCGCAGAUUUAGAGCAGCUUGACUUAAUAAAACAUGAUGCUUUUUACUUGACAGUUACUGUAAUUAUAACGUGAAAAGCUUAACAAAAACGAGAAUGGGUAUUAUAUCCAGUUCAACAAGAAUGGAAUAUCAUUGGUGAAAAUGUGAGUGGAAUUGUAUUUACAAUUGCAGGAUUGGUGUUGAUGAGCCAUUUCUUAGAGAGUACUUGGCUGACUCCAGCAUGUAUUUGGUCCUCAACUUAGUUCCAGAGUCAGCUUGGGCCUUGACUACGAAUUUAUUCGAAGUUCACAGAUGACGCUAGGAUUGUUGGGUUGGAGCUGUUGACAAUGUGGAGAGUGGUAUCAGUGAUGCCAAUGUGAUGGAGAAAUGGGCUGAGGAAUGGCAGAUGGAGUUUAAUCCUGGUAACUGUGAGAUGAUUCAUUUUGGAAGUACUGAUGAGGCCAGGAGAUGGUUCUUGGAAGUAUUGAGGACCUUAGCGGCCACGGUGUGUGGGUCCAAAAGUCUGUGAAGGUGGCAGUGAAGAUAGAUAAUGUGGCCAAGAAGGCAUGUUCAAUACCGUCAUUCAUUAGUUUGGGCACCAAUUGCGAAAGCAGGCAGAUUAUUCUCCAACUUAAUAAAAAAACACCUUGCUCAGAUCUCAGCUGAAGUACUGCCUUCUGGUGUGUUCAUCACACUAUAGAAAAGAUGUGAUGACGCUGGAGAUUGACCAGGAUAUUGUCUGGAAUGAGGUGAGGAGAGGGCCUCUUUUGGUUACGGAUACACAGCCUGGGCAGUACGAUACAGAGAGCAAGCUGUCGCCCGUGUAGCAAGCUCCCCCUCUCCACACAACUGAUGAACCCAAAGGAACAGCAGAGACCAAUACAGUUUGGUACCAGCAGCGUUGCAGGAGUAAUGUAGGACUGCCUUAGGGAUUCCAGCUCCAGAUGUUUCCCUCAGGGUUUACUCUUGAAGUCUUCUCCAUGAGUGGGUGUAGCUGCAAGGCAGCAGAAGUUUGAGAUCAGAGUUUUCCUUCUCCUAGUUGAGCUGCCAACCAUGACUGACGAGCUCCAUCCGCCCAAAGCAAUUGGUUUUAAGGCGCCAGUAACCUGCCUUUGCCCCUUCUCCUGUCAGUAGAAGCAGUUCCUGCUGGGCUUAGUGGCUAAGCCACACGUGAAGGCCAGGAGCAGGACAUGGUUGGCUGAGGAUAUUUGAAGCACACACCAUUGGGAACAUCAGAAUCAGGUUUAUUAUCACCGGCAUGUGUUAUGAAAUUAAUCGGUAGUGAAAGCUUGUCUCCAUUACCGCCCCCCGGCUAUGACAACCGUACAGAAUCUGGAAUGGGGCAUUGUAAUUGUAAGCACUGACAGUCUUGGUAAAGGAUUUCGGCCUAAAACAUAGACUGUUUAGUCCUCUUCGUAGACUCUGCUUGGCCUUCUGAGUUCAUCCUGAACUCUGUGCGUGUGUUCCUUCCUUCCUUCCUGGAACGGAGGUUAAGAGGGGACAUGACUGAGGUGCAGUAUAAACUAUUAAAGUGGGGUAUAAAUAGAACAGGCUACCAGAAUCUUCUCCAUAUCAGAGGUGAAUAAACAGGAGGAUGUAAAUGUAGGGUAAAGUGCAAGUGAGAUCUGAGAGGAGCCUGUUUUCAUUCGGAGAAUAAUGAGCAUCUGGAAUGCACUGACAGCAAGAUUGGGGAACCAGAGUCAUUGAUAGCAUUUCAGAGGUGUUUAGAUAAGAAUUUGAAUGGUCUAGGUGUGGAGGGCUAUAGGCCAAGUGCUGGAAGAUGGAAUCAAUUCAGAAGGGUGUAAACUGGUUGGUGUUGGUAUGGACGUAGUUAGUUUAACGGACUCUUACUCUGCUGUACGACUUGGAUUCUGUUAUAAAAUGACCAGCGAAACAACUUUUGCAUCUGUGCUGCUGUUUCUAAAGUAAAUGUGGAAUUAUAGCAUAGGAAAUCAGUGAAAUGAACGAGGAACAUUUUUGUUGGGGCAAAGAAUUCCCCAGUCUGAAAGCGAGGUAUAAUAUGUACCAGAGCUAAAGGGUAUAAGGAAUAGUAUUGUUAUUUUGUGUAUUUUCCAUAUUUGGUAAUCAAAUCCAUAUUAAUUAAAUUGUAUGCUGUGCAUAUUACACUGAGAUGGAGCAAAUAUUAACAUUUAACAUACACUAUGGUAGAAUGUUCUUGACAAAAAUGAUUUAUUUGUUUCUUGUUAUAUUGUUUGGAGUCCAGAAAUUAAUAUUGCUGAUAGUUAAUUUUAUAUCUCUGUGUCUGCUACUUCUAUGCAAGUUCUAGCUCAUUUAUUUUGAGUUAAUAUUUUUGGUAAAAUCAGGGACAAGGAAGUGCUAAGUGAUCAGCUGGUAGCAUUUCCAAAAUGAAUUGGAUAAAACAAUACUAUAAAAGAGCCAAUAACUACCCCAAAGUUUAAUAUUUUUGUAAAACACCAGUAUUAAAAUAAUAUAGAUUGGAAAAUUGAAGUUUGCAGAAGAACCAGAAAAAGAAACUUUCAUUCUUUAGUUUCCAAAAGACUGAAGUUACCUGUGUUUCAUGGGGGUGCUACUCCCUUGGUUUCAAUAUUCCAAUUAUGGGCUAAAUGUACUUUCAAAAUUGGUUGGAUUGCACUUCAAUUAUUAGUCUACUACAUUCACUAUUAAACUAUAUUAUCUUGCAGUUAUUGGCAUUUUCAAAAUAGUUUUAUUUCUGUAAUAGUCCACAAAAAUCAAUUCAGAUUGCAAUAUUUACCAAGUAUGUUGUAUUAAUCUUAUAAACUGAUAUAAUUUGUUCAAGUAUUUAUGUGACUGUAAAGGAAAUUCAGAAGCCAAAUAGCAAACCUCUGUGUCAUUAAAGUGAGUAUUGCAUUUCGUAUUUUUACCUCAACCUUUUGCUUUUGCUUUGUGUUCAGCUCCCUAAAGUGUUAUUAAGAACACAAUAACUCCUUUUGGUUCCUGUUGACAUUCAGCUGGACUUUUUUUUAAAUAUAUGUAGUUUGUGGGCCGAUAUUUUAAUAGUAAAGUUGUUGAAUGGUAAUAUGCCCAGGCAGCCUGAAGUUCUUAAUAGCACCAGAAUUAUUGUGAUUCCACAUAUCUGAAGAUGUCGCACAUAAUAAAGUGAAAUGGAUAUUUUUUAAAAAGUUGCGCAAGAUAUUUAAUGUUAGAAAUAAAAGGCCUGGACUACAAAAAGGGCAAGUCUUUAUAACAUGUAGUUAGUCUGCAGCUGGAGUAUUGUUCCAAUUUGGUAUCACAGUGAGAAAGGAUGUUAAGGUCUUGGAGAGGAUGCAAAGAUUUAAAAAAAUAUGCCAUGAAGGGACUUAAGUUAAAUAAAUAUAUUAGAGGAGCUAGUGUUGCCCUUGCAGCAGAGAACGGAUAUUUCAGAAGAGUUUUGACAGUAUAGAAAUGCAAACACUGUUCUAUUGCACAAAAGAGCCUGCAACCACAGGUCGUGAGAAAUGGAUGCAGGAAUGGGCUGCAGGUUACUUUGAACAUGCUUGGCCUUUCCAUUUUACAUGUCUGGCUCUGUACUAUGCUUCUUCACUACUAUAUGAUCUCUGAUUCCAUUAUUCAUUCCAAAUAUUGAUACCAAACUCAAAAUACUCUAACUAAAUGUCCACAUCUCUGGGACAGAGCAUUCCAGGAUUUUAUUGCUGAGUGAAGAUAUUGGGUAUUUGUCAUCUCAUUCCUUGUUGGCCAGCCUCAUAUUUUGAGAUGUGACCCCUGGAUCUACACUCUCCAGCCUAGGAAAUGGCUCCUUUGUGAUCCACCACUCCAAUUCCCCUUAGAAUCUUUUCCUCACCCCCCCCCCAUUAAACUUGCCUCCUCUUUGGUUAUACCAACCUUUCAUAGUCUCUCUUCAUAGCAUUAGUUCCUCACCCCCAAUAAUCUUUCCAGUGAGUUUACCCUGUACUAUCUCAAAGCUAACUAUUUUUUUCUAGUGAUAAUGCUUUGAAAAGAACAGGAGGCAUCUUAAAAAGCCUUCUCAUAUAGUGAUAUCUGAACUGGAACAGGCUGCCAGUCUGUAACAUUCAAAGGGAAAAUUGAAUAAAUAUUUGGGAUACACGAGAGAACUAUGAGGAAAUGGCAGCAGAACUUAUUGAUUUCAUAUCUCUUUAAAAGGCAUGAGAGGGCCCCUAUGAUUUUUAUCUUGUAGCUGAAAGUAUACCCACUCUUUUGCACUCCAAAUGGUUCCAGUGAAAACUAAUGGCUGUUUCUAAUGGUCAAAGAUGCUUCAAAAUUGUUUGAAGUAAGAGUGAUUCGUGCAGUUUGCUGUAGGUAAGAAAAUUGUCUAGUGAUUCUGUGUUCACCAGGAUAUGGUUAGCUUAAACUGUGUGUAUGAUUGGAAUUAACAUCGGUGUGGGGCCAUCUUUAAUCAAAAUAGCAUACUGAAUAAGAGAGUAACUAUUGUGGUUGCGUAUUAUGAAAGCUUGCUGCCUACUGGAUAGAUGCACUUCCUUGUGCAUGUUAAUGCAUGAGACUAUGGGAACAUAAAUCUUUUAGCAUUUUGUAAUUCCACAGUUGAACUGCUUUUCAAUUGUUCACAAAUUAUCCUGGAUUUGUGCCUGGUUUUUGUGUGAACCUUGUCGAUAAAAUACUUGAUGCUAAAAUUUACAAUGGCAUUUGUGAACUUGUUGCUGUGUAAUUGGAUCCUCCAGCUAUUGAUUGUGCGAUGGUAUCUCAGUGUUGGGCCUCUCAAUUACUCAGCCCAUGUCAAUCUAACUUUGCUGCGAAAUACCAUGAACUUAAAAAGAAAUUCUUCCGUUGCUCUGCAGGCGGUCCCAUGACAUGGAGGCCACGGAGGAGCAUAAUUUCUAAUAUGCAGUCUGUACAAUGCAUUGUGCUUGUUAAUGUUGCUCAGUCACGACAGAAAUAAUCUCUGAUGUGACAAGAAAACAUUGUGUCAUAGGAGCUGAUUAUAGCCUUUCUUAUUAGAUAGCCCCAUAUCCUGACUAUGUUUCAUUUUUGUUUUGUAAUUCCUUGUGAAGAAACAGUUUACAUUUGAGAUUGAAGGUAUUGGGACCAUGUUUAAAAGUUUCACAUCUUGGUUGACUCACUGUUGGAACCUGCCUGACUAUAAAGGUUCUUUAACUUAGAAUAUCUUAGCCAGCUGAUAAACUGUAAAGGUGAUAAAGCUUAAGAUUAUUCUUUUAUUCUAUUUUUUUAGUAAAACUUACAAAUUUUCUUUCCCUGAUCAAGAGUGCUGUAUAGGAUCUGUGCUCUGUGGAGCACUGCAGGGCAGGUACCAAUGUAUGUGCAUUUGCACUAUGUAGUUGCGUCAAUAUGCAAACCAAAUAACUUAACUUUUGAUCAAGGGGAGUAAUGCAUUUGUGUGCAAUAUCUAAAUGCUUCUGAAUCAUGGUUUAAAUAUUUUCCAUUCAAAUUUCUUUCAAAACAAAAUAUGCAGAAUCUGCUUGUAUCCAACCUCAAGUCCUUCUUACUCAAUUAUUAGAUGUUAUUUGAAUGCUGUGGUUUGGUAUCUGUAGAUUGGAGAUUGUGUGAAGUUCUAUUUUGGGUAUUGUACUGAAAAUUAUGAUUUAAGCUUCUGCCACUAUGUCAUGUCUGUGUCUAAUAUGUGCAAACUUCUGCAUUAAAAACAAUAAGCAGAUGCUGCUGAUUGUUUAAUGUAAAAUCUUCCAUAUUUUGAUAUUUGCAUAUUCUUAAAGAAUCUGAAAAAUUACGGUACUGUGAUAUCAGGUUUGCUCACCUAUGAAGACCUUUAGUUAUUCUGUUCACAUUGCACUGCUAAAAUAUAUCUAAAAUAAAAGUUUGCACUUAAUUUUCCAUUAAUUUAGUUUCUGUGAAUUUACUAUAAGGAAAUCCUCUUAAUUAUUCUUUAUAAGCCAGGUGAGAUUCCUCAUGCUUUAAGUGACUUGCUACCAUUUUGUGAUUUGAUGUGAGUUUGGCAUAUUAAUGACAAUGCUACACAUUAUUUACAUAUGCUGGCUUACCCUGAUUAUUGGGGAUGGUGGGAGUGUGGGC